This is a messenger RNA of Quercus lobata, 1395 nucleotides long. RefSeq lists its product as uncharacterized. Gene Ontology annotation, molecular function: nucleic acid binding; RNA-DNA hybrid ribonuclease activity. NCBI's taxonomy places the organism in Eukaryota, Viridiplantae, Streptophyta, Magnoliopsida, Fagales, Fagaceae. The transcript has 2 exons. The record is from RefSeq and is a predicted model, not a curated record. The coding region runs from base 1 to 1395 and encodes 464 amino acids.
AUGGCACUGCUGCUAAGUCCAUCAGUGGAAGGGGAGGAACUCUAUUUGUACCUAGCAGUAACCCCGCAUGCUGUGAGCUCAGCAUUGAUAAGAGAGGAAGAUAAAGUGCAAAGACCUGUGUACUAUACAAGCAAGGCAUUGAAAGGAGCGGAAGGACGGUAUCCACAAAUGGAGAAGUUGGCCUUCGCACUAAUCACAGCUUCAAGGAAGCUGAGGCAUUAUUUCCAAGCACAUGUCAUCAAUGUUAUGACAGAUCAUCCUCUCAAAAAGGCAAUGAAUAGGCCGGAAGCUACAGGACGAUUAAUCCAGUGGGCUGUGGAGCUAAGUGAGUUCAAUAUCAGGUAUCAACCAAGGCAUGCCAUAAAAGCUCAAGCCCAAGCAGAUUUUAUUGCGGAGUUUACCCCAAGUCAUAACGAGACAGAGAACAGUAAGAGAUGGAUCGUCCAUGUGGAUGGUUCGUCUACACGGCAUGCAGGAGGAAUCGGUGUGGUCCUGCAGUCCCCAGAGGGAGAUAAACUAAAACACAAAGUCCGUCUACAGUACCAAGCGACAAACAAUGAAGUCGAAUAUGAAGCCCUCCUCAAAGGGCUAGAAUUAGCAAAGUCUGUGGAAGCAAAGUCCAUAUGUGUCAUGGGGGAUUCCCAACUGAUCAUGGGGCAAGUGAAUGGGACGUAUGAGGCGAAGGAAGAACGAAUGAAGAAAUACCUUGGUAAGGUGAUGCACCUUGUGAAAAGGUUUGAAAAAGUUGACUUCGUUCAAAUCUCAAGGGAGGAGAACGUGGAAGCUGAUAUUAUAGCAAAAGAGGCCUCAGCAGAUGAAUCAUUAGAGAAGUCAGAUGAAGUUCAAUAUAUGCCAAGUAUAGAUGCCCAAGAAGUACAGCAGGUGGAUAACAGAGAAAAUUGGAUGACUCCCAUUAUAUCAUACUUGAAAGAUGGACGACUGCCAGAAGAGAAGGACGAGGCUAGAAAGGUGAGGGUGAGGUCAGCUAGAUACGUCCUCAUGAAUGAAGUUCUAUACAAGAGAGGUUUCUCUCAACCUUACCUUAGAUGUUUAGCUCCGGACGAAGCAAACUACGUGCUGAGAGAAGUUCAUGAAGGGGCAUUUGGCAAUCAUUCAGGAGCAAGAUCACUUGUCCACAAGCAACGUCCCCAGGCAACCAUCGGAAUACCUCACCCCAAUGGUGGCACCGUGGCCCUUCGCACAAUGGGAACUGGACAUUUUAGGUCCCUUCCCUUUGGGAGUAAGGCAGAUGAAGUUUCUAGUAGUGGGCAUCGAUUACUUCACCAAAUGGGUGGAGGCAGAACCGUUGGCAAAUAUCACACAACAGAAUGUGAAAAAUUUCGUGUGGAAGAACAUUGUAUGCACAUUUGGAGUGCCGAAGGUAUUGGCGUCUGA